Molecule: messenger RNA, 1221 nt
Organism: Emiliania huxleyi CCMP1516
Lineage: Eukaryota; Haptophyta; Isochrysidales; Noelaerhabdaceae
Exons: 5
Coding region: 1-1221 (406 amino acids)
Biological process (GO): tRNA modification
Molecular function (GO): tRNA (guanine(46)-N7)-methyltransferase activity; protein binding
Source: RefSeq, a predicted model, not a curated record
AUGCCCAACCGCUUCGACGCCGACCUCGCCGCGGCCCUACAGAGACGGAAUGUGAAGCUCUUCAACUCGCUCCUCUCCCGGCACGCACGCUUCGGCGAGGUCGAGCGGGUCCAGAAGGCGUUUGAUGCGCUGUGCGCACUACGGCCGCCGCUCAAGCCAAACGAGUACACCUACGGGAUCCUCCUCAACGCGUACGUGCGGCUCGCGGACUACAGCGCGGGCGAACGAUGCAGGCAGAUCCUCUCCGAGAUGCAGGGCAGCGGCGUGCCCGUCAGCGCGGUGGUCUACACCACCGUCAUCAAGGGCCGAGUCAACGCCCUCGAUAUGCCAUCCGCGUGGUCGCACUUCGAGGCGAUGCUAUCCGACCCUGCCGCACAGCCGAACCUGCGGACGGUAAACACGAUGCUGCGCGGCUGCCUCUACGUCGGCGACGGCGCGGGCGUCGACCGGCUGCUCGAGACGGCGGCGCGGCUCGGCCUGGAGCCCGACCGCGCGACCAGGGACGCGGCGGUGAGGGCGGCGGCGGCGGCGUUCGAUUCCAAGAGGCUGCGGCGGGCGCUCGAGGCCCACGCCUCCGGAGGUCUGGCAUCGCUGAGCCACGCGGCGGCGGCGGACGGCAGCCUCGCCGCCGUGCGCGCCUUCUUGGAGAGCGAGGGGCGCGAGGCGGCGGCGGCGGCUUUCUCGACCGCCGCGGUGGCGCGCUUCCCUCCGGUGGCAGCUGCGGCUGCGAAGGUGUCUUGGAGCGCCCUCUUCCCGGACGCGUCGCGGGCUGUCAAGGUUGAGGUGGGCGCCGGCACCGGCGACUGGGUGGCGCUGCGGGCGGAGGCCGACGCUGCGACCGCCAACUGGGCGGCGCUCGAGCUGCGUCACGACCGCGCGUGCCUCAUCCGCGCCAAGGGGGCGAUGCGCGGGCUGCGCAACCUCGCGGUGCUCGCCGGGGACGCGCACGGGAUCCUGAGCGGCGGGCUGCCCCUUCGCUCCGUGGCGGAGGUGCAUGUCAACUUCCCGCAGCCGCCGCAGUCCGAGGGCAGCGAGCGGCACCUCGUGAACCGCGCCUUCCUCGAGGCGGCUCACGCCAUCCUCCAGCCGGGAGGCAUGCCGCUCGCCGCUCCGCCCUCGACGAAGAGGCCCAGAGGACCUCCCCCGAUCCGUCUCCUCGCCUCCUCCCGCCUCCUCGCGCAGGGGGCAGCCUCGGCCGCAGCACGAGAGCGAGGCUGCUGA